CCAAACCUACAUUCACUGGGUCCUGAUUGUGACAGUGGAGCCCAGUUUGCACUGCAGGAUCCAGAGAUGACAUCAGUGAAGCUGGAAGACUGCAGUCAAACAAUGGAGCUGAAUGUCAGCAUUAAAGACGAAGAAGAUAAGAUUGGGAAAUCUCUUUCUCAAGGAGACCAUGUUGAGACAUUCUCUACAUUCAGAGAGAAACAGCAGGAAGAUCACAGAGCUAAGAGGUCUCACCACUGCCCACAUUGUGAGGAGAAUUUUUCAAUUCUAUCAAAGCUAAAAUUACAUGUAAAAAUACACACAGGAGAGAAUCUGUUUUCCUGUACUGACUGUGGGAAGAAUUUCACAACAUCAAAGGCUCUGGCAGUUCAUCAGAGAGUGCACAGAGGAGAGAAGCCUUACUCCUGCUCUGACUGUGGGGAGAGUUUCUCUCAACUGUGCACCUUAAAAAGACAUGAACGUAUACACACAGGAGCGAAGCCUUACUCCUGCUCUGACUGUGGAAAGAGUUUCUCUAAACUGUACAACUUAAAAACACAUGAACGUGUGCAUACAGGAGAGAAGCCUUACUCCUGCUCUGACUGUGAAAAAUGCUUCAAAAGAUCAACUGCUCUAAAAGUUCAUCAG
Molecule: messenger RNA, 627 nt
Organism: Salvelinus namaycush (lake trout)
Lineage: Eukaryota; Metazoa; Chordata; Actinopteri; Salmoniformes; Salmonidae
Product: gastrula zinc finger protein XlCGF67.1-like
Exons: 3
Biological process (GO): regulation of transcription by RNA polymerase II; central nervous system development
Cellular component (GO): nucleus
Molecular function (GO): DNA-binding transcription factor activity, RNA polymerase II-specific; RNA polymerase II cis-regulatory region sequence-specific DNA binding
Source: RefSeq, a predicted model, not a curated record